Habropoda laboriosa is the source of this 10940-nucleotide messenger RNA. RefSeq names its product dmX-like protein 2 (gene Rbcn-3A). The record is from RefSeq and is a predicted model, not a curated record. Gene Ontology annotation, cellular component: RAVE complex. Gene Ontology annotation, biological process: vacuolar acidification. Gene Ontology annotation, molecular function: protein binding. Lineage: Eukaryota; Metazoa; Arthropoda; Insecta; Hymenoptera; Apidae.
CUUGAUAAAGAAUGAACUGAUUUUCAAGAGAAAAAAUGAAUUGUCAUCAAAUAUUAAGUGGAGCUUGUAAUGCAGGUGAUCGCUGCUACGCUGUAGGCUCUGUCGAAGGGAUUUCUUUUACCGCAUAUGCGGCAGGUUGUAACAUAGUAAUCCUUGCCAGUAAUUUUGAACGAGUUCAAAUAAUUCCAGGAGCUGUGCAUAAUUAUAUAAGGAUUAGUUGCUUGGAUUGCAGCACAGAUACAGGAAAAAUUGCUGCAGCUUAUGAAAAUCAAGUUUGCAUUUUUGAGCCUACGCCACUUAUACAUAGCGCGUGUUCUCAUCAAUUGGAAUAUCGAUGGGUUCAAACUGGUAGCCUCACGACCGAAUCGAACAUUAGCUCUCUAUCGUGGAAUUUGGAAGGAACAAGAUUGUUAACCGGUGGAGAACUUCUACAAUUAUGGCACCAAAAUAUAACCCCAUUUCAAGAAGAGCAUACUGGUACAGUUACUUUCUCGAUUGGCGGAGAAGCGGAAAGCCCAGCACCUGGAGAUUCAAAUACUGGCAAUGAACCAGGAGCAUGGAAUUGUGUUUGGAAAUGUCGCACGGCUACACCUGUACAUCUGAUGAGUUUCAGUCCAGACGGUACAUUAUUCGCGACAACAGGAUUCAACGAUAGAUUAGUGAAGAUAUGGUUCGAGAAUAAACAAUGUAAGAUUCUGUUUGCUACACGAAAUAUGGAUCACACGAAUGUCACGCAAUCUAUGGGUACUGACAGUUAUAGCUUUGUCUAUAUUGCUCAUCCUCGUGCAGUGACACACUUGUCUUGGCGCAAAACUAGUAAAUAUAUGCCAAAAGGAUCUGUCUCCAAUAUGUUGGUCACAUCUUGUAGAGACAAUAUUUGCCGUGUAUGGGCAGAAACGAUACCACCGGAAGUUGAAGGUUUAGCUAAUAUGAGUCAGUUCGAAGGUUCUGACAGGCACGGUCAUCAUGGAAAACAUCGGCAUCACAAUAUGCACAAACAUCGAUUCAUGCAACGGCUGAAGCACAUGAAAACCUGUUUCCAUAUUCGUCGACACGCAAAACAGCAACAUCAAGCAGGCCACGCGACAGCUCCAACUUUACCAACUUUACCUUCCACGUAUUCGGUUCAUGAUUUUCACAAUAAUUACCAAGGGACGGGUCAUUAUCCAGGAAUGCAUUUUCAUUUGGCAGCUAGUAUCAAUGCCGAGACCGAUAUACCAUUGGUGCCAAGCUUAAUUACCGGAGAUCCUGAAAGGGAGCCAAAUUUUAUUCUACACUGGUUGAACAAUAAAGAAAUGCAUUUUACGAUGCAAGCAGAAAGCACUUUGCAAGAACUUACUCGUAAAGUGAUAGAGAAGGAGGAAGGAUUGCAUCAACAACAGCAGGAUGUCGAUCACGCAGAGCACGAUUCCGAAGAAGAAGGCCUAUCGAAAAAAGGAGUGAAAUUGCAACCUGUGCAAAAAACGGGAGGUACGGUUCGAUCAAUGAGCCAAGAGGAUCAUAGCAGCGACGAGCAUCACACGACUCAUACGGUUUCGUCGCAUCAUAGUUUACCACAUAGCGCACAUUCUCACCAAAGUCUUAGUAAUACAGCGUCGAUUAAUUCCAUUGCAACGGAUGUAACGCCUUCGAUAAAUCAUGCUCCGGACUCUUUGGAUACGAAAAUAGAGACGUUAUUGCGAGAUUGGCAUCAUAAUCCGGAUUUACUCUUUUCGAUUCAUCCGAUAGACGGAAGCUUUUUAAUUUGGCAUAUCGAAUGGUUGGACGAAUAUCAUCCAGGAUCAUUUCGACAAGCGCAAAUAUCAUUUUCCACACGAAUACCAAACGCGUUUCCUCUUGGUGACGCUUCAACAAUGAGUCACAGCGUAUCGAUGUACUCUCACAAUACCGGUGGUCCUUUGUUAAACAUACGGGAAGUGGCAAAAUCAUCUACGAAACCAUCGAACGAAGGUGGUGAAGUGGCGACGCCAUUACCAAGUCUGAUCGAGCAGGACGAAGAACAGUCGACGUUAACGUCAAGAACGGGCCAGGAACUGUUAAAAAAUAUCGAGAGUACGACCGAUCCGAAUCAUAGUGGCGCAAAGGAAAGAGACGGCGGUCAUUUGGAAAGUGGAAAAGCGAAUCAAGAAACGGUGAACGAUUUGUUGACUCAUCCAAGCCCAAUUGUCUCUAUGGUGUCGAAGCAUUCGAACGGAACUCUAAAUUUAUGGCAACUAACGUUUGCCGAUAAAACGAAAUUUUCCCAGGUGCUAAGUAUCGGACACGCGGCAAGGGCUUCGGGACAUCGGUUCCGCGUGAACGAUAUUACUUGUCAUCCGGUAUUGCCUUUAUUGGUGACAACAUCGCAUCACAAUAUACCGGAGUCCGGAUCAUCGUCUCAGUGUCAGAACUCUGAUUCGAGUGAAAAUAUGAACAACAAAUCUGAUUCCAGUAAAGCAACGGCAAAAGAUGUCUCCCCUACUGGAUUCUGCAGCGAAUUGAUACUUUGGCGUGUGGACACAGUUGGGCUAGUAUCAGAAUUGGCGCGUAUUAAUUCGCCAGAAAUUUCAGCGUUCAGUAACGUAGCUUGGAUUCCAACUCUUUUACCAAGCACUACCUUAGGUAAUUUAUCGAAUUCUCCAAGCGCAUGUUUCGUCGCCAGCGACGGCGAAUGUUUGAGGGUUUAUCAAGCUGUUAUCGACGCUAGAACGCUGUUAGCGGAAGUGUCGAUUAGCGAAAGACGAAGCAGAAUGAUGGUAAGCGAUUCCAUGGCUAGUAUCUCGACAGACAUGUCAUCGGACGAUGGGAUCAGGCAUUCGAUCCACGAUAGAAUAAAGAUAGUGUCUCAACAGUCGACGGCCAGACCAGGCUGCGUUAUACAGUUGGACGCUAUUGCCGAUGCUACUCACGAUUGGCAAAAUACACAAUUCCUACACGUGUUUCAAGAGCAACUAAUCACGGGAGAUAGAAACGAUGAAAAACAAGCCGGUGUAGAUACAUCGGUGAAUGAUUUAGGUUUAAUGGAGUCUACCUUGGAUGCUAUGGUAGAUCUGCAACAAUCGACGAUAUUCGAAGAACCAUUUUACAUAGUUGUUUUAGAAAGGACGCAGCAAGGUACAACGCUGCACAUGUGGCGUUUGGUGAUAGCCUCUCAGCCUGAGACUACCGUAUUGUCGGAAUCAAUGAUGUACGUGCCGGAUUCUCACUUGGUACAAGACGAGGACGAGGAAGGAACGCCUGGACGAAGCACUCAUCCAGAAGGUAGAAGAUCUCGAAGAGCGAGUCAAACGCGUCACGAGAGCCAAAGCGAGUUUGAUAUGUUUUACCAAAGACGGCCUCAAAAUAGUCACGUUCUUAUCACAACUACGAAAGUGUGCACCCAGGAAUUACCAUUGCCGGACGGAGUUGAGGUAAUACACGCUGCACCAGCCGCUGGACACUUGAGCAGCUCUUCCAUAUAUCCUGCUUGUUUCGCGCCAUACAUCGUAGUAACUGCAUGCAGCGAUAGUACGAUACGCUUUUGGAAAUGCAAAGUGACGAAAGGUGAACCGGAUGAGAAACUGCAAUACGAAUGGUGCGAAUGGGAAAUGAUACGGAAAGAUCAGGAAUCAACGAUCGACAUUACAGGGCAACCGUUAAAUAUAAGCGCUGCGUACAGUGGACGUAUCGCGUGCGCGUACAAGUACGGAAAAUCAUUUACGCGACCUACCAAAAACGAUCCCGACUCUCGAUACGUGAAUCUAUGCGUCGCUAUAUACGAAUGCGAGAGCACAGGCGGUAGUGAAUGGAUUUUAGAAGAUACUAUACACCUGAAGAAUAUACAUUUGCCGAGAAUUCCGGUGGAUCAGCACUUGGAUCUGAGUUAUCUGUACGACAGUAGGUUUUUGCAAAAGAAACAGAGGCUCACUCAAGUUUUGCAGACGCUCAGUCACGAAGAUGUUAGAUCACCGAGAAACGGUGAAAACGGGGAAAGGAACGAGUUGUUGUCUGAUUCGAAACGAUUGUCCACAGGCUUGUUGGCAGUUCCAUCGUUUAGCACGCUUCAAUCGCUACGAAAGUCGAUCAUAGAGAAUGGCAACACGUGCCCGCUCACGCAAAAACAUUUAGUUCAGUUGGAUUGGGUCUCGAAGGAAGAUGGUUCUCACAUUUUGACCGUAGCCGUUGGAUCGAAGAUCAUGCUGUUCACGCCGGUGUGCUCGGAUCUUGCGCAAGCGAACAUGAAAGCGAUGAAAGAAUCGCAGAGCAAUAAUCGGCCGAUAUUGCGGAAAGCCUCGUCGCUGGCGCAGCCGCAAUUCGUCGACGAGAUUCGUUGGAUGAAACUGCGAAAAAUCGAAUUGACUACGGCGGAUGGUCUGCCUCCGUUGCCCAUGCAAAUAUCCUGGGUAAGGGAUGGGAUUUUAGUGGUCGGCAUGGACUCUGAGAUGCACGUGUACUCGCAAUGGAAGCCGAACCCGAAGAAAGAUUGUUUCCACUCGAACUUACAGCAUCAAGAAUCAGACGAGUUUCAAGCUAGUCGAAACUUGCGAGACGAAGAUCUACGAACGUUGGCACACGAGACUUCGCAGAGACGGCUGGCGAACGUAUCCUCCAUGCCCCAUCUAUCCCGCGUGAGCAGUAUUAAUUUAACGAUGCUCGACGCUAAGAAGAAGCGAGGUAUGCAAAACGAGAACUUGAACUUUGACUACAUGCCGGACUAUGGGCUAUUCGAGGCCUCGAGGAUCGCUUGUCCCGUUCUGCCCCAAUAUCAUCCGAAACAGCUGAUGGAGUUGCUAAACUCUGGGAAAAUUCGCUGGGUAAAGUCUAUAUUGGCGCAUCUGGUCAGAUGCAUAGGGAGUUCUUGUUCGUUAAGGGCGGACGACGAGAGCCUGAUGAAGCAACGGGGCGGAGGAUGGUCGCGUUCGAGAACGAUGUCGGUUAGUUACGUAGGCACAACGUCACCCCUCGAGCCAAGGGGUUCGACCACGCAAAUACCGGAGGAGCUUACGCUCGAUUACGCGGAAAUUACGUCGAUAUCGCCGUUACCCCUUUGGACCUUGCUGAUAGCGGACAAGGAAACGAACGUGCCGCAUCAGCACAAAAACACCGAUGACAAGCAAGAUUACAACGAAUUGUUCGACAACAAUUUGGACGAAGGUGAGUCGCUGGACGACAUGCUGGAAGAGGAUUACGAUUGUUCGCGGCAGAAAGACAGACGAUCGUCUGUACCGGAGAGACAGGGGAUAUCUCAUUUCGGACCGAGACAAGGCAGAUUAUUGUCGCGAUUGCUAACGCAUACCCACUUGCCCGGCUUGUCCAGCCUCGACCAGAUGCAUUUGCUAGCUUUGGCCGACACCGUGUCCACCUGCAACGUUGAUUUCGCGGAAAGAUUCGCGAUCGAUGCGGCGAAGAAUGCGAUCGCGAAGGAGAAUUUGACCGGUAUUCCUGAAGGAGAGACCAUCUCCACGGAUUCAGUGGACGAUUGUGGACUUCGAUUUUUAUUGGCCAUGAAGCACUACAAUUACCUGAUUCGUUGUCUUCCACUGGUGCAGAGGGCGCAAUUUCAAAAGCAAGGCAUAUCCUCGAACAACCUCGUCUGGGCGUUUCAUUCCGAGUCCGAGGAAGAACUGUUGGGCUUGAUACCUUCUUACGCGAAGGGGCAACCGAGGUGGAGCGUUUUGAAGGAACUCGGCAUAGGUUGGUGGAUCAGAAGCAACACUGUAUUGAGAAAAUGCGUAGAGAAGAUCGCGAAAGCGGCUUAUCAACACAAGGAAGACCCUCUCGAUGCUGCCCUCUAUUACUUGGCCAUGAAAAGGAAGAAUCUGGUUUGGGGGCUGUUCAGAAAUAAGCGAGACGACAGGAUGACCACGUUCUUCGCGAACAAUUUCACGGAGGAUCGAUGGAGGAAAGCAGCUAUAAAGAAUGCCUUCGCUCUACUUGGCAAACAAAGGUUCGAGCAUGCUGCGGCAUUCUUUCUGCUAGCGGGUGCCCUCAAAGACGCCAUCGACGUGUGUCUGAAUAAGCUGAACGAUGUACAAUUAGCGAUGGUGAUCGCUAGACUCUACGAAGACGACACCACAUCUCCGAACCUCAGGAGAUUGCUCUACGAAGAAAUAUUAGGCUGCGACAAGGAUGGCCAAAAUCAGGAUAUGAACAAAGCACACCCGGAUCCAUUUUUACGCAGCAUGGCACUAUGGAUUCUUAAGGACCACGCAGGAUCGCUCAACACUUUGCUCCUAACUAACGUUGGAACCCUGCAUCCGCAGUAUAACGACGAAUCUGAUAAGCCCGAAGGCUCGACGGCAAAUCCAAAUGUGUUCAACUUUUACGUUUACCUUCGAACACACCCGUUAUUGAUCAGACAGUACAUCGCAUCUACUGCUCAGGAGAAGAAAAAAGGCCAUUCGGUGGUUAUAUCUGGAUUCAGUUACGGUACCGAGACGAAAUCGCAGCCUGAUAAACAACUAACUUUGGAGGAUAGUAUUACUCCUUUGGAAAGGCAGCUGUACUUCACAACGGCGCAUGCACAUUUCAAAGCAGGAUGUCCAGCUCUUGCACUCGAAGUUCUUUCCAAGCUACCGAACAAAGUGAUGGAAACGAAUUGCGAAGAUUCACCCAGUCUGUUAAAUAGCCCAAGUAAAGUGAGAACGCAAGAUUUUCAAAUAGACACCGGAAUCAUCAGUUGGGACAACAAUUCGAAGCAGAUAAACGCCGACGAAGGUAUCGUUGACUGGUCUGAACCUAUGACGCGGCAAGAGGAUGAAUUAGUAUUAAACUGGGACGACGAUGACCCAGUUGAAAACGACGACAGUCCACCCUUAAGCAUGAAACUGGAUAAGAAAGAAAACACCGAUGAUGUCAGAGAAACUCAAUCAGAGAAAAAUGAGAAAACUGCUAAAUCGUCCAGUCAGUUAGACAUUAUGGCGCAACAACUAAAAUUCGUGGCCUGUUUGAAAAUUUUAAUGGAAGAAUUGUCAACGUUGGCAACUGGUUUCGAAGUGGACGGAGGUCAACUUCGAUACCAACUUUACGUAUGGCUGGAGCGAGAGGUGGACGCUCUCAGGCAGCUUUGCAAUUACAGCAAUUUUAUCUGCUUGUUCCAAUUGGACGCGACGACCAAUUCGUUGGGUAUUUCAGAUGAAGGUGGUAUGGUGGAUGACGUGCAACCGUGCAAACCUGGUGAACAGCCGACGCUACACGAGAUAUUGAUGGCUGAAAAAUUGGAUUUCGAAGCGAAAGUGCAACGAGCUGCUAGAAGAAAAAAAUGGUUGAAAGCAAACGAAACGUUGUUGCGAACAUUAUUAUCCUACUGUUCUCUGCACGGAGCAUCCGGUGGUGGUUUGGCAUCUGUGAGAAUGGAACUUGUCCUUCUAUUGCAAGAAUUGCAACAAGAGAAGACGCAGCAACAGCUACUCAGUCCUCUUCCAUUCCCAACCACGCUACCUCUCCUAAGCGCCAGUGUGGCAUGUAACAAAACCGUUGUGGCAGAUCCAGUUAGGCACUUGCAGUCCUUAGCCCACGACAUGUUGCAGACAUUGGUGGAAUUGCGUAAUCCACCAAUGCCUACGAGAAACACGCAUUAUUGUGAGGUAUUUAUAAUGAGAGAUUUAGCGGUGGCUUUGAGCGCUUGUAUCUAUCAGUCCCUUUGCGAUUCCGACACGUUUGUAACGAAGCACCAACAACCAUACAGUUUUCCAGCAGUUGCUGAAAUAGAAACGUUCUCCGGUGGACACUUGGUAGCCUCGAAUCGACAUCAUCGAAGAUAUUCAACGGACGAUGGUGUGUGCAUUACUACGUCACCCUCUAAAUGGCCAGGCGUGACCAACUUGCGUGCGUUGUUGGCCCGUGAAAAGGACGAGGACACGCCAAAAUUGAAUAUUCUUCUUUGCGAAGCUUUCGUAGCAACUUACAUGAGCUUGUUCGUUUACGCAGUCUGGAGCUGUGAUAGUCACAUUCUAUAUAGGCUGGUGGGUCAACAUUUUGACAGUAACACUUGGUCCUGCCUCUUUGGCGGAGGAGUAAAAAAGUUGCUGCGCGUCGCAAGUACAAGCAGAGAGUCGGAUGGAGCAGUAGCAGGCUUGAUAGAUAAAGGUGGGGAAGGUGUUGGUUCGAACGAAGCGCAAAGUGCCGCAGGAGCCGUGUGGAGCACUAUGACCUCGUUAACUAAACAACGCGUCAAGUUAAAUAUGAAAUUAUUGGGCCAGUUUACCGGUCAACAGCCGAAUAUGAAGGAAGAUAAACCUACAUACAGGGAGCAAUUCGUUUCACCUCAAAUGAGCAUGAUAUCGUACUUUUUGAUGAAGGUGAAUAGCGAGUACGCGGACGAAAUUGAUUACGAUUCGUCCGACUCUGCGGUGUCGGAUUUAGAUUCCUCCGAGGACGGGGAAGAUGUAUUUGACACCAAUGCGAAACCAAAGAAUAAACCAAAGGACAAUACGGAACAUACAAAUCCAAACUCGUACAGUUGGUGCGUGAUGCGUUUAGCUAUAGUGAAGAUAUUGCAACAGCAGCUUCAGGAUUUCUUGAACGUGGCCGGAAUAGAGAUGCAAGAGUUACCUGUGAAUAGUCCUCUGAUUCACGGGACGCUAGCCGUGGUGGCAGUGUGGAAAGAAACGUUGCGAGAAGAAUUAGACAGCAGGGGUCCACCGCCGAUCAAUUAUAUCCCUGGUUGUGCACCAGAUCCAAUGCCUACACCGGGAAAACCAGCGAUUCAUAAAUACCGGUCUUUGCUCGAAAAGGCUAACACACCGUUCAACACGCGCUUGGCAUCGGCGGCACCUGCUAAUCGACUGUGGUGCUACUUGGUUCGACAAGAAUCGGUGCAGGACAUCUUUAUUCGGGCGGUAUUCGGCAAACGUAGAUCUCUGUCGUCGAUUCUGGAUAACAAUCAAACCACGAUCGAUAAUUUGAAUCGUGGUGGAACGACCGCGGAGGACAAAGGUAGCGAUAGUGGAACCACCAGUUUACCCGAACCUGUACGGAUUAUCCACAAGGAGCAGGAUAGCAUCAGUGCCUUUUGCCUUAAUCAGGUGAAUCCAGGUUUAAUGGCCCUGGCUACUCCCCGAGAAGUACAAGAAAUGAAUAUAUCACUGUUGCUCGAACUUCCAUCCUGGUUGGAAGAUGAAUGCGAAUUCGACAUCAUCAAUCUGAACAAACAGCCGGAACCGGAACCUGUACAACCAACUAGUUUCUUAGUAAUUCAGACAGCAGCAGAUCGGCCGUUACUCGCUCAGAGUCCACAGACAAAUAAUCCUCAACCUCAGUUGGGUAUCGCUAGUCAAAGUGGAAGAGGGGCAAGUGUGAUCCUGAAGCAUAAAAUCGACGGCAUAAGAAGAAUCUCGUCGCAUCCACUUCUACCGUUAUACUUGACCGGUUCUCAAGACGGCUCGGUGUCCCUUUGGGAAUGGGGACAUCAGACGGCCGUAGGGACUCCUAGGCCACCGGGUACAUUCGCGAAAGUGACUCGUGUGCGGUUCUCGCAACAUGGGAAUAAGUUCGGUGUCGCAGACUCUGAUGGCAAUCUCAGCCUAUUUCAAGUUGCCUGCAGAGAAGGAACAGCGCGACCAUUCUUCAAUUAUCAGUGUCAUAGCAAGGUGACGGCCGAUUUUGUCUUCCUUGGUGCAUGCAGUUUAAUAGCGACCGCCGGUCAUGGUUCUGAAGGACGUAACGUAGCGCUUUGGGAUACUUUGCUUCCGCAAAAUAAGUCUCUCAUUCAAGGUUUCACGUGCCAUGAGCAAGGAGCCAGCUCGUUGAUACUCGCACCUCAGCAUCAGCUAUUGAUCAGCGGAGGAAAGAAGGGUGACAUCAACAUAUUUGACGUUCGACAACGCCAGCAGCGACAUCGUUUCCAGGCUCACGAGUCAGCUAUUAAAUGUUUAGCCCUUGAUCCGCACGAAGAAUUUUUCGUUAGUGGAGCAGGAGAUGGUGAUAUUAAGGUGACCGAGGAAAUAUUUGCAAAAGUACAAAUAUGCAAUAGUAUUAUUAUCUUGAAUGAUUCCAUUUUCGAUUUUCUUGCCUCACGAUCUAGUUUCUUCAAAAACAUUGGACAAGGUGUAACGCAAUUACACGUCGAUUCUGCUGGUCGUUUAUUUUCUUGCGGUGCAGAUGGAUCUAUGAAAGUUCGUCAGCUACCAGAACGCGAUUGUGUCGUACACACUUUGUAUUAAAAUAAUCAAGAAGAAUGAUUCACACAAGUUCUGCUAACGAAAUGUUUCAUAACAAUGCUCAUUCGCCUAUCGAGCGAUUACCAAGUACUACUAAGCGUAAUUAUUCAAUAUGCGAAUGCGUACUUUCCUUGUUAUAACGCUCCUCUUCCUACAAGAGACUAUACAAGGAGAUUAUUGCAGGUGAAGAUUUAACGUUAAGGGCGUUGUUGAGUAAGUACAUUUUCCUUUUCACCUCGAAUUCGGAACAACCGUGAGUACGCGUGAGUGAGAGAUGCAGGAGGAAACAGAGUUCCCGAAUUAUUAUACCUAUGAAUGUAUUCUCAAAGUAUUAAAAGGAAGAAACGAUCGCUGAAACUAUUUUCCUUCAGAUUUUAAUCUUUCGCGUUUUCCUCCUAUCGAUUUAUCGCCGAUUUAAUUAAAUUAUAUUUUUGCUUGCUUUUACCUUAGCUCACGCCACCCGCGCUAGUUAUUCAGAUUUUAUCGAACGCAUUUGCGCGCGUCCAACUGAUUCCCAAACGUGUUUUUUUUUUUUUUAUUUUACAGUCGCGUCGUUUCGAUUCGAUUCGAUUCGAAUAGAGUAACAUGCUCUGAUUGAUUGUUGUGUUGUUCCUUUAGAGAAUGUACAUUUCUAUAUUAUGAAAGCGUGUAAAGUUAGAGAAAUCAGCCAAAACUAUUAUAGUCGAACUGUUAAUAAUGAGCAUUAAAGAUACAUACAUAUAUUACCUUGUUUUUACAUUCGCGGUCAAGUAUUGUGUAAUAAACUUUUCGUCACAAAGCGCAAUCGUGUUCGUAUUUAUUUACAUUGUGGCGAAGUACAUU